GGCGGACGGCAGCCCGCGGCCGUCCCCGCUCCCGUCCCCGCAGUCGUCGCUAGAGCCGUCGUCGCCAGAGCCGGCCGGGGGUGUCCCGCAGCCGGGGCGUCCCACGCCCGCUACAGGGCUCGCUGCCUGUCCCGCCGCCGCCGCCGCCGGGGGUGUGGUGAAGCGGGGCGCGGGGGCCGCGGGCGCCGGGCGGGGAAGAUGCCCCUGGCGCAGCUGGCGGACCCUUGGCAGAAGAUGGCCGUGGAGAGCGCGGCGGAGAGCAGCACGGAGAAUGGACAGCAAAUUGUGGAUGAACCGAUGGGAGAAGAUGAUAUCAACCCACAAACUGAAGAAGGAACUAUCAAAGAAAUUGCAAUAACUCAUCAUGUGAAGGAAGGACAUGAGAAAGCAGACCCUUCGCAAUUUGAACUUCUGAAAGUACUAGGACAAGGAUCCUUUGGAAAGGUAUUUCUUGUCAAAAAAAUCUCAGGAUCAGAUGCUAGACAGCUUUAUGCAAUGAAGGUAUUAAAAAAGGCCACCUUGAAAGUUCGAGAUCGAGUUCGAACAAAAAUGGAACGUGAUAUCCUAGUAGAAGUUAAUCAUCCUUUUAUUGUCAAGUUACAUUAUGCUUUUCAAACAGAAGGGAAGCUAUAUCUUAUUUUGGAUUUUCUCAGGGGAGGAGACUUGUUUACACGAUUAUCCAAAGAGGUGAUGUUCACGGAAGAUGAUGUUAAAUUUUACUUGGCGGAAUUAGCACUUGCUUUAGAUCAUCUACAUAGUCUUGGAAUAAUAUACAGGGACCUGAAACCAGAAAACAUACUGCUUGACGAAGAAGGACAUAUCAAAUUGACAGAUUUUGGCUUAAGCAAAGAGUCAAUUGAUCAUGAAAAAAAAGCCUACUCUUUCUGUGGGACAGUGGAAUAUAUGGCACCAGAAGUUGUUAAUCGACGAGGCCAUACACAGAGUGCAGACUGGUGGUCAUUUGGUGUUUUGAUGUUUGAAAUGCUCACUGGUACUCUACCUUUCCAAGGGAAAGACAGAAAAGAAACCAUGACUAUGAUUCUCAAGGCCAAACUUGGAAUGCCCCAGUUUUUGAGUCCUGAAGCACAGAGUCUUCUCAGAAUGCUCUUCAAAAGAAACCCAGCAAACAGAUUAGGAGCAGGUCCGGAUGGAGUUGAAGAAAUUAAGAGACAUCCAUUUUUUUCCAAAAUAGACUGGAAUAAAUUGUACAGGAGAGAAAUUCAUCCCCCUUUUAAACCUGCAACUGGCAGACCUGAAGAUACAUUUUAUUUUGAUCCUGAGUUUACAGCAAAAACUCCAAAAGAUUCACCUGGUAUUCCACCUAGCGCUAAUGCACAUCAACUUUUUCGGGGAUUUAGUUUUGUAGCUAUUGCAUCAGAUGAUGAAAGCCAAGCAAUGCAGACAGUUGGAGUUCAUUCAAUUGUUCAGCAGUUGCACAGGAACAGCAUUCAGUUUACUGAUGGAUAUGAAGUAAAGGAAGAUAUCGGAGUUGGGUCUUACUCUAUCUGCAAGAGAUGUAUUCAUAAAGCUUCAAACAUGGAAUAUGCUGUAAAGAUCAUUGACAAGAGUAAAAGAGAUCCAACAGAGGAAAUUGAAAUCCUACUGCGCUAUGGACAACAUCCAAAUAUUAUUACCCUAAAAGAUGUGUAUGAUGAUGGAAAAUAUGUAUAUGUAGUAACAGAGCUUAUGAAAGGAGGAGAACUGCUGGAUAAAAUUCUUAGGCAAAAAUUUUUCUCAGAACGAGAAGCUAGUGCUGUUUUAUUCACAAUAACAAAAACUGUUGAAUACCUCCAUGCACAAGGGGUUGUUCACAGAGACUUGAAACCUAGCAAUAUUCUUUAUGUUGAUGAGUCUGGUAAUCCAGAAUCAAUUCGAAUUUGUGAUUUUGGCUUUGCAAAACAACUGCGAGCAGAAAAUGGUCUUCUGAUGACUCCAUGUUAUACAGCAAAUUUUGUUGCACCAGAGGUUUUAAAGAGGCAAGGUUAUGAUGCUGCAUGUGACAUAUGGAGCCUUGGUGUUCUACUUUAUACCAUGCUUACUGGCUACACUCCUUUUGCAAAUGGUCCUGAUGAUACCCCAGAGGAGAUUUUGGCCCGAAUAGGUAGUGGAAAGUUCUCUCUCAGCGGUGGUUAUUGGAAUACAGUUUCAGACACAGCUAAGGAUCUUGUUUCAAAAAUGCUUCAUGUUGACCCACAUCAAAGAUUGACUGCAGCCCAAGUACUUAGCCACCCCUGGAUAGUUCACUGUGACCAGUUGCCUCAAUACCAGCUGAACAGGCAGGAUGCUCCCCAUUUGGUGAAAGGUGCAAUGGCAGCAACCUACUCUGCUUUGAAUCGUAAUCAGUCACCAGUUCUGGAGCCAGUUGGCCGAUCUACUCUUGCUCAGAGGAGAGGUAUAAAAAAAAUUACCUCAACAGCCCUGUGAAGUGACCUCAAUCAGAUAUUUGGUACCAUGGUAUAAGAUGAUAGCACAAAUCAUGGCGACAGGUAGCACAUAUCUGACAGAUACCUGCAAGCACACUCUGUCCCAGCUGGUACCUAUAAUGCUGCUGCUCCUGCUGCUGCUACUGCUUUCAUCUAUUCUCGCUUUAAACUGUUGAUGGCAAGUUACUGAUCUUACUGGAGCUUCAGAUGGAGUGAUGAGUGGAAUCACGUUCACAUGAGUGGAUCAUGUUCACGAUCGAAUAAACCAGAAGAAUUACGAACACCACCUUUGUCAAAAAUACACUGAAUAAAGCACUCUGCACCACAUAGCAUUAUUUUUAUAAGGAAUAUUUUUUGUCCCCUAAGAUAUUCUUUGUUACAGGUAGAGAUGGACAGUUUAUGUUAAGCACUUAGCUUAAACAAUCUGUUUAUAUUAGCACUAUAUACUUUGUGCCAUCCAACAUUUUGUAUGUUUUUGUAAACAGUUCAUAAGCAGUACAUGUGUGCUGUUUUCUUUAAUGUAUACAUGCCUUCUUUUACUUAGAUUUUAUUAAUCAUUUUGACAGCUAAGUCUGAUUAAACAGUUCACCUGAAUUAAUCAGUAUUGUUGGACAGCUCUAAAAGAAGCCUGACUGUUAAACAGCUAUUGAAUGUAAUACUAUGAAUAUGUAUUUUUCCUUACCUGUGUUUUUUUCUACAUUUCCAUGUUUUUGAGUUUGCAUGUCAUGUUAUGAAAGUCAGAAUACUGUUUGUAGUAUUCAAAAUUAAAACAGUGGGUCUCUCACCAUACUAUAUAUACAAUAGAUAAUAUAACCCGGAGGAAAAAUAACUUGCUCCAUAUCUCGCUGUGUUUUGUGUCAUCCCUCCGCCCCCUCCCCCCCACACACACACACACACGCAUCCCUCCCCUUUUAUUCUCUCCCAUCUAAUAUCUGUACUCAGGAAUCAUUGCUAAAUACUUUCUGAUAGAGGACACUUCUGUAUUGUUUGUUAUAAUACAUUGUUAAUAUUUUAUCUCUAUUCUUUUAUUAUAAGCUGCAAAUGAUUUGUUCACUGAAUGUUGGCAUUAUAAAAGAAAGGCAGUGUUGAAGAUAAAGCAAAAUAUAAUGUCCACUAAUAACCAGUAGCUUGGUAAAAAUAGGUUUAAAUUACAUGCGUUGUGGUUGCAAAACUGAUUAAGCUGAUGUUCAGUCAGCUGUUGUCUAAUAUUUGUAAUUAAUAGCCGAAGCAAAAUGAGAGAAGAAUCAUCCAGGUCAAUCUGGAGUGGGAAACUGUCAUUAUAACUGAACAUGAAAAUAGUAUUGUCAAGGUGAGGUUAAAAUGAAAUUGUUCAGAGUCAGUGCUCUUGCUUUUCCCUAGAUAGAAGCAAGAGUGAAAGACUCAUAGUUUAAAUACUGCUACAAGCCUUUAAUAAUCCUGGCCUUUUGGUGUCUUAAGUAGCUAAAGGCAUAUGUCUAGUCUUGAAAGAUCAGUUGCCCAAAUGAGAAGGUGUAUGGGAGUGUGUUUGAAAUUAGUGAGUAUCCCAUUCCACCAAAAUAAUAUGCUACAUCAGCUCACUCCAGGUAAGAAAAUGGCCAUUAUGGAAUUUCAGCUUUAAUACAUGUAGCUCUGGCUGAACACCUCUUUGACCAGUAACAUUUAAAAAGCAAGAGAUAGAUACAAGUUAGCAUUUUGUAUUUUCUUGAUUAGUGGUAUCAAGUUGCUCUUACCGUGAUUAAUUUUCUGUUUCUCUGAAAUCAUAGAUUUGUUGAAAGGGAGAAUCACUUUUGAUACCACUGACUUGCUCUAUAUGAAUGAGAAUCUUUCUUCUGUUGCAAGAUUUUCUGAGUUUCUUGGGGAAGCUUCCUUUGUUAAACUUGCAAGGGAGCCAAUUUUAUUGCUGCUCUUGAAAAAUAUGAUAAAUAUUUAAUCCUUCAUAAUUUGCUCUGAUGCUGAUCUCCUUAAUUUUGCCAAGCUAGCUGCUGGACUCCCUAAAUCAAGUUCCAGUGCUUUAGCAGACCCUGAUGAUGGAGACUUGUUUUUACAUAUACAGUCUUUAUACCUUACUUUUUAUUGUAAAGGAAUCUCUUUUAUGAUAAGGAUCCUUAAAUUACCAUAAUCUCAAAUCUAAACGCUCAACUGUUCAGAGCAAUUGGUAGCAGGAAAAGGGCAUUUUUUUUCCUUUAAUAAUGACUGCAGUUCCAGUGGGAUUUAGCAAAACCUUCUUGCCUUUCAGAAAAGAGUAUAUUCAACUCUAAGUGACUGCAAGUCAGAUUCAUCAAAGUCAAGAAACUACACCUUCUGGAGUUGCUUUUAAAUGUAUUUAUCUGAAGAUUGUCGUAUCAAAUCAACAAAUAGGAUUUAAGACUAGUACUGUGGAAAUAAAGGGAUGGCAGUACUUGCAAGUACAUUCACGAUGGCAUUUUGAAUCAGGAAGGAAUUUCUCCCACAUUCUAAUAGCAUAUAUAUAUGUGUGUGUGUGUGUGCUUGGCACAGAACAGACUAACAGGAGGAAGCAUUAUGCCAUUUUUCUAUUGGCAAUAUGUGUUAGUUUUAUUUUAGUCAUGUUUUGCAGCCCUCUAGCUAACUGGUCUUUAGCCAAAUAGUCGAGCAAAGUUAAUUCCUACAUUUUAAUGCAUCUAUGUUCUGAAGUAAGCUGUUAGUUUAGACUAGACUUCAAAGGUGUUGCUACUAUGUCAUGUAUAUAGCAGCAUAGGAUGAACACUUUAAAUGCUAGUCAAAACAUGGCAGUUAGCAAAUGAUAACUUAAUGUGUUAAGGUCUAGAUCCACAACGUUUUUAAGAUACUUUCUAAACCGAAGCAUAAAGGGAAGAUCUAUGCAGGUAGUAUGUUUUACAGGCUAGACUUGGUAGGUUUAUAUACCUUAACCCUCCCCCCCCCCCCUUGGAUCUUUGUUCACAAUUAUCAUGUUUAUUUUUAUCAUCUAUUUGUAGCUGCAGUUGUUAAGAAGCUAUAAAGAAAUCCACAUAAUGCUUCUUUGAAAAUCCCAGCACCUUUGUAUUAGACUGUUUGAGAAUACAUGACCGACUGUGUAAAUUUUUGUUGCCGGACUGCAUCUUGGUCUGCAAAGCACAGCAAAUGACUCUAGGACGCGCAGUCAUGGGGGCGGAGGGGAGAACUGCAGAUGCAGGUGAAUUUUCUUUAUAGACUAUGGCUUAUUUUUGAGUCUAAAGUUACCAGUUACUGUGUUUAACACUGUGAGAGAACAGUGGGAACAGUUGCAAUACUCAUUUAAUGACAUCUAAUAAGGGCAAAGUUCUUUAUUCAUGUCACUGUAAUUCUGAACGAAACUUGGAAUUUUUCAAGAUAAGUAUUUAAAACUUUUUUGUUUGGAAAGCGCGCCAAGUGCAUAAGAAAAGAGAUGUAUGAGUCUGGGUGUUUUCUCUGUGUGUUUUGCUUUUAUAAUGUAGUGUACCAACUAAAGCUCUGCUUUUCUAUUAUUGUAAAGAAAGGAUUCAAGGUAUGCUGGUCCUUGGUAAGCAGCAGUGGUUAACAGAUGAAUUUUCACACAUGAAAAUGAUGUAAAUGAUUAGCUUUAUCUUGAUACUCUUGACCUAAUCAAAGGGAAGCUGUACUUAUGAGGGAUGUAAUUAUUUUGCAAUCUAGCUGGGGGGGGUCUACUUAAAAACAUUUUUAAAAAAUGACAAAAUCACAGAUAAAAUAUUUUUCUACAAUUCUAUACAAUCAUACUUUAUACUAGUUUUCUCAGCAUGGCAUGUAAGUGAGUCUAAGGUACUGUUCCAGGAAACCAGUUGGUAUUGUACCUUAUUCUAGACCAUUACAAUGGCAUCUGUUAGAUGCUUGGCAUUGCUGUCAUAGAAUUGAAAUGCUAGUAAAAAAUUGUAUGGAAUACUUUAAAUGAUUGUUUUAUUCAGAGUCUGAUCUAGGGAAUGUUCCAAUCAUGUUAUUAAUGUGUAAUUAGAACUGUUCCAGAUGUAACUAUGAGCAGUUCUGGAAAGGUAUCAUUGCUUGUACCCCUGCCUGAUGGCAGGUUUUGUAGUCUUCAAAAGAAAUUGAAAUUUCUACAAUGAAUAAACUUUCAAACAUA
Molecule: messenger RNA, 6471 nt
Organism: Rhea pennata
Lineage: Eukaryota; Metazoa; Chordata; Aves; Rheiformes; Rheidae
Gene: RPS6KA3
Product: ribosomal protein S6 kinase A3
Exons: 22
Coding region: 199-2424 (741 amino acids)
Biological process (GO): peptidyl-serine phosphorylation; intracellular signal transduction
Molecular function (GO): protein serine/threonine kinase activity; ATP binding; magnesium ion binding
Source: RefSeq, a predicted model, not a curated record